Molecule: messenger RNA, 3702 nt
Organism: Xiphophorus maculatus (southern platyfish)
Lineage: Eukaryota; Metazoa; Chordata; Actinopteri; Cyprinodontiformes; Poeciliidae
Gene: eeig2b
Product: family with sequence similarity 102 member B
Exons: 11
Coding region: 136-1272 (378 amino acids)
Source: RefSeq, a predicted model, not a curated record
UUGUCAUCCGUAGCUUCACCACCACCGUCCUCCCACAACAACAGUCCGGUGAGCCAGAAGAAGAGCGCACAAUGGGGCUGUAAUGUCAGCGACGCCUCGGAUCGGAGCAUCGCCUCGCAACUGCCGAGACUGUGUAUGGAUUUAAUGAUGAUGAAGAAGAAGAAAUUCAAGUUCAGGGUGGAUUUUGAGCUGGACGAGCUGUCGUCGGUCCCCAUCGUAAACGGCGUCCUCUUCUGUAAAGUCAGGCUGCUGGAUGGCGGCUUCUCCGAGGAAUCUUCACGGGAGCCUGUGCAGGCCAACUGCGUCCGAUGGAGGAAGCGCUUCUCUUUUCCGUGCAAGAUGAGCGCCAGUGCAGGAACCGGUGUGCUGGACCCCUGCAUGUGUCGCGUCUCGGUCAGAAAGGAGCUUAAGGGUGGGAAAGCAUACGCAAAGCUCGGUUUUGCAGAUCUGAAUUUAGCAGAGUUUGCCGGCUCAGGAAACACAACUCGGAGGUGUCUGCUGGAAGGCUAUGAUACCAAAAAUACCAGGCAGGAUAACUCCAUUCUCAAGGUUAUCAUCGGUACGCAGCUCAUGUCAGGGGAUCCCUGUUUCAAAACGCCUCCAUCCACAGCCACAGUGAUUGGGAUCCAGAGUGAUGGAGAGAGCCUGCUGGAGGAAAGGAGGGGCGGAGACUCACAGAAAGGCUUUUCUGGUGAAAGCCGAGAAGGAAAGGGUCCCGUCAUGUCAGACGAUCUGGGAGGCUGCGGCCACUCCCGGACCUCCAGCUACGCCAGCCAGCAGUCCAAACUCUCAGGCUACAGCACAGGUCACUCCCGCUCGUCCAGCAUGUCCGAGUUCAGCCACCGGAGAAACCACUCUGUGGGCAGCGCGUCGACAGGAAUCGGAAGCAUCCCGGAGCCGAGCGAGGAGCGAGAGUCCAAACCCUGUCCAGCUCUGCCGGAACACCCGGUUCCCACGGCAACCACGGGAAACCCACCGGGCACACCGGUGCGCAGUUCCUCGUCCUGCGAGCGACUGAACCGACAUCCAAUAAAACAGGACUCCAUGGAGUCUCAGCUGAAGAGAAUGGAUGACACUCGGGUGGACGCUGAUGAUGUUGUGGAAAAGAUUUUACAAAGUCAAGAUUUUACACCCAGCUUACUGGACUCCAGUGCUGAAGAGGAAGGCUUGCGUCUGUUUGUUGGGCCGGGAGGAAGCACAGCCCUGGGAAGCCAUCAUCUGCCCACCAGGGUUGGCGCUGGAGCAUACGAACAGGUGGUGAUGAAGCAUUAGCGCUGCGAUGACAGGAUGACCUUGAUCACACUUUAAACAAAUGGUUUGCGUUGGUUUCUCAAUUCCCACAGCAAACACAACGCCCCUUAUUAUCAGCACUGUGUCAAGCCUGAUCACUGAUUUCCGUCAUAACCAUAGCGCCCCCUUGUGUUCAUUUAAGCCACUGUCAUACAUUCAAGAGAAAGAAGUGGCAAGAUAUCAUCUCAGAUAAACACACAGAGCUGUAGAUUAAAGAAUUAAAAUGGUUGUUUAUCAAAUCACUCCAAGAAACUGUUAUAUCAUAUUUCAGUUGAAUGUUUUCACUCAGUUUGGGUGCUGGCAGAUCUACAUGUUUAUGCAUUUUUUUAUUACGUCAAUGAGAGGAGAUUAAUUUCUCUUUGUGCACCUUUAAAGUGAAAAGUGUUUUUGAUACAUUCCUUUAGUCUGCUUGUUUUGGAUGUACUUAAGAUAGGACUUUAUCUGGAAGAUUUGCCUGCAAGCAGCUGAAGAGCUGCAGUUGGCACCGAUAACUGUGUUUUCAAGGUGAGAAUAUUUUACUACAGAAGCAUAAGAUGUAAGCUAUUUUAUGUGUGAAUGCGGACAAUGAGUGGGUGACAAUGUGUGAGACUCCUGUGUUGAAUGAGUGAUGGGAUUUUAUGUAAUUUAAUGUUAAAACUGUCAAAGACAAAAGAGCAAAACUUGAUUUGUUUACCAAAACUGCAUUUUUUUUUUAACUAGAUUUUUAGCCAGUAUUUUACGCUUCUAAUCCAUCCAGAAAUUGAACAACCAAAUUUAUUUUAGAAUUAGCAACUUAUUAAUAAAAAUGUUCCCACUUUGCAUCAUUAAAUGAAACUGUAGGUAAAAAUGUGAGAAUUAAUAGCUUGAAUUAAUGUGCAUUUUGCUUAAAAGCUGUGCUUCACCAAUCCACACCGACCUGCAGGUCAGGGAAAUUACAAAGAAAAAAACAAAACAAUGAAAGUUCAUGUUUGACUGAUUAACUGGCUCCUGUGAAUCUGGUGCAUAUGUUGCAGUUUUGUUUGUAAACAAACUGAACAACAAAAAAUCUAGUAAAGUGAUCCACUGCCAAGAAGAAAACUCAACGGUCAGAUGCAUUUAGAGCCAACAGCAACAAUUUAUAUUUAAGUAAACUCAUUUAAGAUUCACUAAUAUGGAAGAGGAUUAAGGCCAGUGAAAAAAAUUUAAUAAAAUUCUGACUUUGAAAGAAAAAGUCAAAAUUCUGAGAUUAAAUUCAGAAUUCUGAAGGGGGAAAAAAAUCUGAAUUUUGGGGGGAAAAAAGUGUAAUUUUGUUUGUUUUUUCUAGUGGCCCUAUUUCUCUUCCGUACAUCACACACACGUUGAUAUUUAAAUAAAUCGUUCUCACAAUCAUUGUGAAGAAAACCAACCUGACCGUUGUCCAGCAGCCAGUAACUGAGACCCUCAGCAAGGAGGAUUUAAUAAUUACAUAAAAAUGUAAUUAUUAAAAUAACCUGGCUGUAUCCAAGAAUACUUGGGGAACGUAUAGUGGAAGGAAAACCUUUGGUAGAAAACUGCACUAUUGAUUGAAUCUGUGCUGAAUUCCUCUUAUUGUAUGAAGACUGUUUAUAUCCUGUUAGAGUUCAAAGUUCAUGAUGUUUCAGAACAAAGUAGGUAAAUAACUUGACGAGUAUCAACAGGUCAACCGUCUAGAAAACGGGCUCUGCUGAAUCUUUAAGUUUUGCUUUUCCAUCAGAACUGACUGCAAAUUGUAGAAUAAAUGUUAAACUCAUUACAGCCAUAUCUGCACAAGCCUUUGGUGUUUUAACUAGGCCAUUUUGUGACAUGCAUGGUUAUAAUCUUCUGAGCUUUACGGAAGUUUCCAGUCAAAGCCAGACGCAUUUUAUCCUCCUCCUCGUUCUCAUUUUAUUGUGCCAUCCAUUUUCACGUUGAAGGAAUAAUUGUUCACUUGUUCAUCAUCCAAAAUGUAAUUUUGUUCUCAUAAAAUGUCGUCUGAAGUAAUUAAUCAUUUUUAGUUGUUUUUGAUUUGAAGAUUUCUGAAGAAGAAAAAAGAUACUAUCGUUUUUGUUUUCUAAUCUUUGUUGCCGAUGUGACAUUUUUAAUAAAUGUUGUCUGAAAAUAAAGUGUCUUUUUUAUGAGCAAUUUGGUACUAAAUGUUUAAACUCUGGGUGCCAUUUGUCUUUUCGUCUGAAGGUGAUUUUUUUGUCUUUUUGUUUGGAAUAAAGCGUUUAUCUGUGUGGCGCUCAUCUCGGUACCCAACAUGUUCCAAACAUGGUGCUUUUCUCUUCUGUGAAGCUGUUGUCUAAUUAAAACUGUAAACUAUUGUAAAGUGACGUUCUGACACGUUGAGUGUUCUCUGUUACGGAUUUGUUUUUUUGACAAACUGCUUCCCUAAUGACUGUAUUGAUCAGCAAAAUGUCUCCCCAGCACUGCUGAAUAAAACAGUUUAAACGCCUC